Molecule: messenger RNA, 1403 nt
Organism: Aspergillus caelatus
Lineage: Eukaryota; Fungi; Ascomycota; Eurotiomycetes; Eurotiales; Aspergillaceae
Exons: 1
Coding region: 411-725 (104 amino acids)
Source: RefSeq, a predicted model, not a curated record
CAUCAUGAUUACACUUCCCCGGAUACCUCUUUAUACAUGACAGCAGUGAUUUCACUCCCACCCAUGGUCUCGUCCCUAUUGGGAAGUAAUGUGCCCAGCCCACCUGAUGCAUUGAGGUCAAUCCCCACAAAUCCCCAGGUUGCAGGCCAACAUUCCCCGCGAAAAGCUUCCAAUCUUAACAAGCCAAGAUAGCGCCAAGCAGCUAAGGCUGAGGUGGUUGUCCAAGCGUAUCCAGCGCUGGCAAGCCACACUAGUCGGAGUUGCCGUUCAAGGUGGUAUUUCCUCUGGAAUCGGCCCGCCCUUGAUGCCCAGAGGCGCUAACCAUCCCAAACCCAACCUGGACGCGGGGGGUCGGAGUGAAUUGGUGUGACGACUACGGAACCAAUUGAACCAUCGGAUUCACACAAAGGAUGCCAGUGAAUUACUCGCACGGGGAGGGUCAGAAGGUCAUGAACAUGAUCCGUGGGCCUCGCGUCCAUGCAAGAGUGGCACCUCGUGCGCGAAAAAUUGUAUCAGCCAAGAGGAUUAGUUUUGAGUCAAUUUUAAACUUAUUUCCCCAUGCUCUUGUGGGGGUUUUUUGUUUCUCUCUCUUUCUCCUGGGGUGUGGAGGUCGUACGAUACUGGGAGGGAGAAAGGAAGCCCUACAUGACCUCAUUUGGAAGUUGUUUGUAAAUGGGCUAUUGUCGGCCACGUUCGUGAUUCUGGCCUGUGAAUCGGUUUGGUAAUUGUUUAGGUGAUCUGAUCAGCGUGUGUCCACCUCCUUACAUCUCAACCGAGCAUUCUUCAAGACACAUAAUCCUGUCGAAGGGCAGGCAUUCGCAUCCUGCGUUAAAAUUCUACCUCGGUGUUCCCCAUCGCGGAAUUCCUCCGACCACGGCAUCUUCGAUUUUGAAUCACAAAUGGCUAUCAAAACCCCCCCGAUACUGCUUCGGGAGACUGGGUCGGCUUUCACCUCGCAUGUCUGGGCGAGCCUCAAGACUGCCCCGCCGAAGAUCCGGAGAAGCCCCUCGUGGCGCCUCUUGGCACAAAGGGCUUCGGAACAGAAGCAAGUCUUGGAAAAACGUUGUCAAGAACCAGCGGAAGGCUUGAUCGUGGGAACCAAACUUAACUCCUCGGGUGGAUUCGGGAGCAUGGAACAAAGAAAAAAUCGUAAGAUGUGACCAUAAGAUAACUCAUUUGGGGAGGAGUCGUGGUGGAAGUGAAACUUGGUCCUGGCGGAGAGAUUUUCCUUUCGGGAUCUUCUUGUCGCAAAUCAGGCCUUGGGCGCUUCGUAUAUUCCCUGUCAGACUAACCAGACACCGAUAAAGAAACUGCGACUGUUUCUCUGGUCCUUAUUGGUCGCGGUUAUCUUUCCAUGUGGGUCAACGCUGGCUAUUCCGUGUGAGAUGUUGGUUCAUGCUCAU